Molecule: messenger RNA, 1203 nt
Organism: Theobroma cacao (cacao)
Lineage: Eukaryota; Viridiplantae; Streptophyta; Magnoliopsida; Malvales; Malvaceae
Product: vacuolar lysine transporter YPQ1
Cellular component (GO): membrane
Source: RefSeq, a predicted model, not a curated record
AUGGCAAUUACAUGUCCAAGACGUGGGGAAUGCUGGGAGUGGGCGAGGGUGUACAUAAACUACUGUAUUUGCAGCGCAAGAGAUGAAGGCUCGUUUGCUUUGGGUUUGAUCAGUAUCAUAAGUUGGAGCGUCGCUGAAAUCCCUCAGAUUAUCACCAACUAUAAGGAGAAGUCGGUUGAGGGCUUCUCCCUCGGUUUCUUGAUCACUUGGAUUGUUGGGGAUCUUUUUAAUCUUUUCGGUUGUAUUCUUGAACCGGCUACGCUUCCGACGCAAUACCAUAUGGCAGUUUUGUAUACAAUGACUAGCUCAAUUCUUGCGGCCCAGACUGUGUACUAUGGUCACAUUUAUCCUCGAUUAAAGUUCAAAGGAGUGUGCCACAAGGGCUCCAAAGAGCACCAACCUGAGGCGGUGGAAAAAGUUGGGGAACAGAUUAACAAUCUUGAUGUGAAACAAGUUAUUGAUGCUGACAGAUUAAGUUCUCCUAUUCCUCUACCAGCAAUUAAUGUAAAGAGUUCUCCGGGCAGAGAAUUUUACUACAUGUCAGCAAGAUCUCUAUCAACAAGUCAUACUCCCACAGAAGGAUCCUUCCUUGCACGAAGAAUGACGACUCCUUUUCAUACAAGAAAUUCAGUUGAAGAGCCAUUGCUCAGUGCACAUGUUUCUACCCAGACUGCCUCCCCUCCAAGCACCAAAUCAUUGUUAUGCUUGGUAUCUGCAUUAAUGUUCAUUGCCACAUUUAAUUUCCAGCUCUCAGCAUUUAAUAAACUUCACUUAAAGCCUGAGAUAAUAAAUCAAGGAUUCGCGAUACAAAUAGGAAGAAAGCUUCUCCAGGUAAAUGCUGCGUCAUUAGGAGAAAGUGGCAUUGGAGGAGGCAGCAGGGUUGGAACUUUUCUUGGUUGGGCAAUGGCAGCUAUUUACAUGGGUGGACGCCUUCCCCAAAUUUGCUUAAAUAUUAGAAGAGGCAAUGUAGAGGGUCUGAACCCUUUUAUGUUUGUCUUCGCUUUGGUUGGAAACUCCACAUAUGUUGCAAGCAUACUUGUCAAGAGCACGGAUUGGUCAAGAAUCAGACCAAAUUUACCAUGGCUGGUGGAUGCAGGAGGAUGCGUGCUGCUUGAUAUUUUUAUACUGAUUCAGUUCUUAUACUUCUGCUAUUGGGCACCUCAAGAUGCAGAGUAUAAGCAUGAAAACUUGAAUGCAUCUUAA